GACUGUUGUUGUGCAAGGUGCGCAACAAAACAAAAUUUCCUCGCAACGCUUUUUUCAUUAUUCGUUUGCGUGCACCGUUGUGUAGUUAUUUGUUUGUAAAUAUCGAUUUAAAACUUCUUACUGAACUUCUUACCUUUUGAAAAAAAUGUCGAAAAACAGUGCUGUUAAUGCUAAAAUUGCUCGACCAGUGGGCUCCAAACGAAUAGAAAAACCAACUAAGACAGAAAAUCGUGAUGCAGUUAAGGAAAAAUCGGGUAACAGUACCGUGCCUGCCAGUAGUAAAAAGGCGGCCCCAGUCACUGCUACGAAGAAAGUAUCGAACAGUCAGAACGUCGUGGCAAAACCACAAAUUGUUUCAAAAACAGUGGUAACUAAGCCGAAACCAGCUGCACCAACAGCAUCAAUGAUUAAACCAAAAAUAAUUAGCACAGCGACAAACAAAGUCAGUCGACCACAACCGAUUAGAGCCAUUCAUCAAGUGCAGGCAAAAAAACCAGUAGCAGAGAAGAAUGUGAUGAAUACAAUUCAUAAUGUAACAGUAGCCUCUCCACCGUCCGUUCGAAAAGAACAUACAAUUAUUCAACAAAGCAUGGAGAUACUUCCUAGACCGCCGGAACCAGUGAAAACUCAACCAAGUGUUGACGCACUACCAAGAGAACGAACAAAAACCCGUACCCUUGGACCGGAGGAAGCUAUACUAUUGAAACAGUCAACGAGUGACCAGAAACCAGCUAACUUAUCUGAAGCCAGCACUGGAGUCUACCCUAAAAUCGAACAGAAACCAUUGAAAAUUCACGAUCCAGUUGCAUACGAAAUAACUUUUGAAAAGCCUGUUACAAGUUCCUCGACUGAGAAUAUAAAGCCCUCACCAGAGAUUGCAGAAGAAGCUGAAUACGAAGAUGAUUUUGAUUCAUAUGAAUCAGAUUUCGAAACGGAAUCGUCAUCAGCUUCCCAAACAGCAUCCACAUCUUCGAAAAGUGAAGAUGAAUCUGCAAGUAGCGUACCGUCUCCGUCAGUGAGUUCACCAGUUUCUCCACCAGCAAAGAAAAUCGAUGACGAUCGAGAUUUUGAUUCGGGAACAUAUGAGCUGAAGGGAUCAGCAGAAAAAGUUCAAUUAGAUAGUAUUGACGAGCGGGAGCUCCAUUCCGAGGGUCAGACUGACUCUGGAUUUGGAUACAACAAUGCAACACCGUCGCCAAUAGAUCAAAUAAUUUCCAUGUCUUCAACUGUAUUUUCCAAACCGUUGAUCAAACCCGCAUAUAACAAGCGAGGCAUGGAACUAAUGAAGAAAAUCAGCCUGGACACAAUGACAUUCACUUUGUUCGAAUUGAAACCGUUGUCGUACGAUCUUUACAUGAAAAUUUACGGCCACAAAAAUACGAACCAAAAUUCGUCACAGACUAUGGGCAAUAUGGUCGAUCAAGACGUGCAAACCGAAAACAACGCUAAGCAGUCGAUGUGGACACAGUAUCCUCCAGAUUUUGUGGCAAACAUAACGGCCGAUGAAACUUAUCAUCAAGAUCGGAUUGGCUGUGGCGAAGGUUCCGAGAAUGUUACCUCUACACAAAGUAGUGACGAGUGUCGCCUUGAAAGUUCAUUGAAGAUAAUUAAUCGAACCAAUGUUCUCCGCGAUGUUCGGUCGACAAAACCAAUUGACUACGAGAGAUUGAACUUUUUUCUGCAGAAAAGUGCAAUCACAGUGUCAGCUAUAUGUGAGACAAGUGCUUCAACAAAGGACUUACAUAAGUCUGACUCAGCAUUCAGUGAUGGUUUCUUUCGGAUUUCCAUUGAUAAAGUGGAAAUAUUGAACAAUACCGCUGUCUAUUACAUGUAUUCCAAUCCAACAAUCGAAAACUUGGUUUAUCUGGCUCAUCGGCAAAGGUCUACAACACGGACGCAUGAUGCCUCUUUAGUGUCUGUGUGGAACGUAUUGGAUACGAAGAAACCCAUUCAUGUAUUGACUUGUUGGAGUUUGAUUAUCUGUUUGGAGGUGCAUCAUAAUUUCCAAGACGUUGUGAUUGGAGGCCUGACUGAUGGCUGUGUUGCCGUCUGGAAUUGUAAUGAAUCCAUACCUUGUCUCCAAACCAAUAAUCAAGGGACAUUACCACCAUCACAUAUCGUUUCUCCCAGCCUUGAUACGAAGCCAAUUUCAUUUGAUUUCGGUUGUGUUAUAUCACUCAAAAGUAUGCAUCAAGUCAAUGGAAUCAAUGACGAAGGUUUCAAAUUAACGCAAAUCUGCUCACUACACGAAUUCGGAAUGGUGACCGUUUGGACCAUGCUCCACACCAACUCACACAGCACCAAUUUGGACACAUAUAAUGAACGUAGAAUUGAUCAUCGAUCACCGUGGAGCAAAAUACAACUGGUUCAAAGCAGCAUCAUAGACCUGACAUCCAUGAAUUUGAACAGCCGAAAAGCUCGCCCGAAGUCCGGAUUUGAUAAGAAGAAAAUGUACUUUGAAAGCAAUUUAUUUAACGAUGCUGCGUUGCGUGAGCUGCACGAUAUCGAUGCGCGAAAAGAUUUAUCGGAUCAAUCUGAAAAUUUCCGUUGUGUGGAUAUGGAGUACCAUGAGGAUGGAAUUGUGAUAGCGACAAAUAAAUCGUUUGUGAUUUUUGUUGCAACAUCGCUGAACAGAGAUAGCCUGCGAAAAGUAUUCAUCGACGAAAGUAAUUUACUUCAUGCAACUAAGUUGAAGUCCUUAGACGAUAUAUUACUGGUUGGCUUAACUGAUGGUUCAGUGAAAGUACUGAGAGUGUCGUCUUCAAAUGUAUGUCGUAAAUCGAGUGAUAAAGAGCCGAAAACUGUAACGGGACUACCGUUCGAUCAACAUAAUUUUAAUGCAAAGUCGUGCGCCAUCCAGAACAUCAUCAAAGAGGAAAGGAAAAAAUUUGAUGAUCCGGCUGGUGAUCGUUUGAAGCAAAUUGAAAAUGUGAUCGACGGUGCAGAUAUGGUGCGAGGAAAUAGGUUAAUUAACAAUCAGAUAUUACUACCAGCAAUGUCGUUAAAUCGAGAUUUUGUGAGAUGGAUGGACGUAUCAGUAAGCCUUAACUGUCUGAUGAGCUUAUGUGGAGAACGAUUUCGAAUAAUUAACUUUGAGAGUACGGCUGAAGAUCGAGUAGGUGACGGUUCUAACAACGUUGCCUUUGCUGCAAUGGUCCUGGGAUACAAUCAACGUGAAUAUUUGGUCAAUGUUGAACAAGACAACGUGCGAGUUCAUCUAUUGCGAAAGAAAAUAAUUUGAAUUUCGUUAAGUUUGUAUACACGUGUGAAUACAAAACAUUUUACCAACAAUUAA
Messenger RNA from Bradysia coprophila, 3295 nucleotides. RefSeq lists its product as uncharacterized. Gene Ontology annotation, cellular component: cytoplasmic dynein complex. Gene Ontology annotation, biological process: intraciliary transport. Gene Ontology annotation, molecular function: dynein heavy chain binding; dynein light chain binding. NCBI's taxonomy places the organism in Eukaryota, Metazoa, Arthropoda, Insecta, Diptera, Sciaridae. The record is from RefSeq and is a predicted model, not a curated record.